AUGCCAGAGGCCAGAGGCCAGAGGCCAGAGGCCAGAGUGCUGGUGCUGUUAUCAGCAACGUUCGUGCUCAGCAUGAUAGGGACAGUGUUCUUCUGCUUCACAAACACAAUCAACGACGCCAUAUUGUCAAAUAUGGUGAUCCGCAACAACUCCCUAGCCUACAAAGUGUGGCAGCGGCCGAACGUCCAGCCUCUGAUGAAGGUGCACGUCUUCAACUACACCAACUGGAGGGACGUCAGAGAUGGAUAUGAUGAUACCUUCCACGUGGAGGACGCUGGGCCCUACGUCUACUCGCAGCAGGUGGAGCGAGUGAACGUAGCCUUCAAGGGAGAGCAGCUGACCUUCCAAGAAAUGAAUGACUUCAGGUUCCUCCCCAACCGGUCAAGGGGACCUGUCUUCGAUCAGAUCUCAGUGCCUAACAUGCCUUUAAUGGGACUGUCAAAGGUGGUGGAAGCGAACUUCAACCCUAUAACACAGUUUCCAGUUAUAACAAUGCUGCCUUUUGCCAACCAUCCUGAAGCAUUUGUGCAACUCCCUCUACACAGAUUCCUCUGGGGCUACGAAGACUCCAUCUUCAACGCUGCCAAACCACUGCUCAGCAUUCGUGGAGAAUUGAAAUUCAACCAGUUCGGACUGUUGGCUGCUAAAAACCAGACGUUAUCUGAGAAGCUGACCAUAAACACAGGGGUAGAAAACAUGGACAAAAUGAACAUGAUCGAAGAAGUGGACGGGCAGAGCCAGCUGGAUAUGUGGACUGGACCUGAUUGCAAUAGUAUAGACGCGACUGAUGGCUCCAUCUUUCCACCAUCCCAGCUGGACAGGAAGCAAGUGCUGCAUGUGUUCUACCCUAACUUGUGCAGAAGACUACCCUUCCAUUACGAGAAGGAUGUUGAGCUAGACGGCAUCCCCCUCCUCCGGUAUCGUCUGCCCCACAAUGUGUUCGACGACCCCAUUAACAACUCAGACAACCAGUGCUACUGCGAGGUGGAUUCUGCCACUUGCCCCCCUAAAGGGGUGAUUAACAUCACUGCUUGCGCUAUGGGUGCUCCAGCCCUAGCGUCCUUCCCUCACUUCAGCCACGGAGACCCUCGGCUCCAAGUUAUGUUCUCUGGGCUACACCCUGAGCGGGUGUAUGACAACUACCUGGACAUACACCCAACCCUCGGCAUCGCUCUUAGAGGGAAGUCCAGCUUACAAAUCAACGUGCAAGUGAGGAAAUCCAGUUCGUUCACGGCACUGAGUUUUCUACCUCAAGGUCUGAUCUUACCAGUAGCGUGGCUUGAAAUGGCCGUAGAAGAACUACCAGAGAGUCUCCGCACCCUGAUCUACCACGGGACCUAUUCCACAGCCGCUGCUCAGCUAGGCUUAGCAGUCGGCAGCAUAGCAUCGCUCAUUGUCUCUGGCAUAUGCUUGUUCAUGCUACUGAUCGGAAGACGACCAAAACCCUGUGCGACUGUGAAGAUACCCAUCGAACUGAAAAGUCCAGAACCUUGAGUGGAAGUUAGAAGUGUUGAAAGUUAGGUAGAAAAUCUCUUUUUAUCGUGGAUCUUAAUUACUCCACUUUUAUGACAAUUUCGAAUACAACCUGCUCAAGUUAACUGCGCACUAGGCAGCCGUGACGUCACAUCGACAUUCCAGCGAGGUACGCAGUUAGCUCGAUCGGUUUGACUUAAACGGUGGACUUUAAAAAGAUCUGUUUUUAAAACUGUAAAUAUAUAAAAUAAAUAAUAUAAAUCAUU
This is a messenger RNA of Ostrinia furnacalis (Asian corn borer), 1739 nucleotides long. RefSeq names its product lysosome membrane protein 2. The record is from RefSeq and is a predicted model, not a curated record. Gene Ontology annotation, cellular component: membrane; cytoplasm. Gene Ontology annotation, molecular function: scavenger receptor activity. Bases 1 to 1494 code for a protein of 497 amino acids. Lineage: Eukaryota; Metazoa; Arthropoda; Insecta; Lepidoptera; Crambidae. The transcript has 12 exons.